CAGCGCCUGGUAUUGCCCAAGGCACAGGGUGACUCCUCCCCGGGGACCCUCCCCUCCAGGGCGCGUCACUCUCCCCACCCCUGGGUCCGAACCCCAGCAGCUUCCCGUGCCUGAGCCACGCUGGGACAAGUCAGGGCCACCUGCCCAGGAGCCGCGGACCUCGGGCGCCUACAGCCCGGGUCCCCAUGGAGCUGCGGGUCGCCAACGCCAAUGGCAGCUGCGAGAACGGUUCCAUAGUCAGCCUCUACUGCUCCUCCCAAGAGGUCCUCUGUCAGAUUGUAAGAGGCAUAAGCCCCGACGAGCCUAACAAUGCCACUGUGAUCACCUGGCAAGAGAGGGUCAGGAAGAAGUAUGGCUUCUACAUCGGUGUGGGCUUCGCCUUUCUCUCCUGCUUCCUCAUUGGCACCAGCGUCAUCCUUAAGAAGAAGGGCCUCAUUCGACUUGUGGCCACAGGGGCCACGAGAGCAGUGAAUGGAGGCUAUGGCUACCUGAAGGACCCAAUGUGGUGGGCUGGAUUUGCUACCAUGUCUGCUGGAGAAGUUGCCAACUUCGGGGCCUAUGCAUUUGCACCUGCGACAGUGGUCACGCCGCUGGGAGCACUGAGCGUCCUCAUAAGUGCCAUCUUCUCCUCCUAUUGCCUGGGAGAAAGCCUGAAUCUACUGGGGAAGUUGGGCUGUGUGAUCUGUAUGGCUGGCAGCACAGUGAUGGUCAUACAUGCCCCCAAGGAGGAGAAGAUCACUACUGUCACAGAGAUGGCUUCCAAGAUGAAAGACACAGGGUUCAUCGUGUUUGCUGUCCUUCUGGUGGUGUCCUGCCUCAUCCUCAUCUUCAUUGUCGCCCCACGCUAUGGACAGAGGAAUAUCCUUGUUUACAUCGUCAUCUGCUCUGUGAUUGGAUCCUUCUCUGUGAUCGCCGUCAAGGGGCUGGGCGUCACCAUUAGGAACUUCUUCCAGGGCUUACCCGUUGUUCGGCACCCCCUCCCCUACAUCCUGUCCCUCAUCCUGGGACUUUCCAUCAUCAUUCAGGUCAACUUCCUCAACAGAGCCCUGGAUAUUUUUAACACCUCACUGGUCUUCCCCAUCUACUAUGUUUUCUUCACCACGGUGGUAGUGGUCUCCUCCAUUGUCCUCUUCAAGGAGUGGUACACCAUGUCUGCUGUGGACAUUGUGGGCACCCUGUCUGGCUUUGUCACCAUCAUCUUAGGGGUUUUUAUGCUUCACGCUUUCAAAGAUUUGGACAUCAACCAAAUCAGCUUGCCACACACACACAAAAACACAACUCCAGCUCCUGCCCCAGAGCCCACGGUCAUUAAACUAGAAGAUAAGAAUGUCCUUGUGGACAACAUAGAACUUGCCAGCACACCAUCUCCACAACAGAAGCCCAAAGUAUUUAUGAUCCAUUCUUAAAGCCUGGAGUAUAUGAAUAAGAGGAGGCACCCGAUGGUCCAGCCUGACCUCUCAAGUUCAAAACUACCUGGUUACUUUCAGCACAUCUGUUGCCGAGGGCUAUCUCUUUCUGAGAUAUUCAUUUAUACCUCACUGCUGUUCCUAGAAGAAGAA
Acomys russatus (golden spiny mouse) is the source of this 1559-nucleotide messenger RNA. It is a transcript of the gene Nipal4, whose product is annotated as NIPA like domain containing 4. Gene Ontology annotation, molecular function: magnesium ion transmembrane transporter activity. The transcript has 6 exons. Bases 186 to 1406 code for a protein of 406 amino acids. The record is from RefSeq and is a predicted model, not a curated record. Gene Ontology annotation, cellular component: membrane. Gene Ontology annotation, biological process: magnesium ion transport. Lineage: Eukaryota; Metazoa; Chordata; Mammalia; Rodentia; Muridae.